Vigna radiata var. radiata (mung bean) is the source of this 1734-nucleotide messenger RNA. Its product is annotated as cysteine synthase. Gene Ontology annotation, cellular component: cytoplasm. Bases 242 to 1021 code for a protein of 259 amino acids. NCBI's taxonomy places the organism in Eukaryota, Viridiplantae, Streptophyta, Magnoliopsida, Fabales, Fabaceae. The transcript is spliced from 8 exons. The record is from RefSeq and is a predicted model, not a curated record. Gene Ontology annotation, molecular function: cysteine synthase activity.
AAUAUAAUGAAUUGUUUAAUAACAUUCACACCAAUUCAAGAUAUUUCAGUUCUGCGUUUUCUGUGAGCCUAAAACAGUGAGCCAUUCUUUGUAUUCAAAGCUUUUGCUUCCUGUCAUUGAAGGCAUAAAAGUAAAGUCCUAUUUGGUAAUUUCAAUCUCCAUAUUUUCGUACUGCGAGAUUUUGACUCUGAUCUUGUGCUCAACGAUUGGUCAACUGUUAAGAAGUUCUUGAGUUGAUAGCAUGGAGCCGAAGUGUGCGAUCAAGAAGGAUGUCACUGAAUUGAUAGGGAAUACCCCAAUGGUAUAUCUGAACAACAUUGUUGAAGGAUGUGUGGCUCGCAUUGCUGCUAAAUUGGAGUACAUGCAAGCCUGCUGUAGUGUCAAAGACAGGAUAGCAUUGAGCAUGAUUGAGGAUGCUGAGAAAAAGGGCCUUAUUACACCUGGAAAGACUGUUCUGAUAGAGUACACAAGUGGUAACACCGGCAUAGGAUUGGCAUUCAUAGCAGCAUUGAGGGGCUAUAAACUUCAGGUGACCAUGCCAUCUUAUGUGAGUCUUGAGAGAAAAAUUAUACUGCGAGCCUUUGGAGCUGAGGUAUAUCUUACAGACCCAGCCAAAGGAAUUGCUGGGGUUAUUGAGAAGGCAGAAGAACUACUAGCCAAGUCGCCUGAUGGUUACAUUCUCAACCAAUUUGAUAAUCCUGCCAAUCCAAAUAUUCAUUAUGAGACAACGGGCCCUGAGAUCUGGAGAGACUCGGGAGAGAAAAUUGAUGCUUUGGUUGCAGGGAUAGGAACUGGAGGAUCAAUAACAGGUGCUGGAAAAUUCCUCAAGGAGAAAAACCCAGACAUCAAGCUGUAUGGUGUGGAACCAGCUGAAAGUGCAGUUUUGAAUGGAGGAAAGCCAGGUGAUUUUACCACCUUUCACCACUUUAAAAUCUGCCUAUUUCAAACUGUAUUGGAUACUAAAUUGGACAUCUUCUCCCACUCACAGAUUCCUACUUCCUCCACACUGCUCCCCUCUUAAAUCCUCAAAACACUACACUCAUUUGUAACUCUAUUUAGAGCAAGUCGCCAAACAAAAAGAUGAGUUGCUGGUACCGCCAUGAUCUUCUACAACUUUUUGAACUACUUCUCUCACUGGACUAAUAUCUAAUAGCUCCUGUCUUAAAUGUUCCACUUGGGGUAAUUCCCAUUGGAACCAUUCUCUCCUCCACUCCAAAUUCCAUUCCCACUUACCAUUCCUCCAUCUUUCUAUCUCCUCCACCAAGCCCUCUUUAAGGUUAGAAUUCAUAAACAACUUGUACCACUUUUUGUCAUAUGUCUCCUCCCCAUUCCACCUAGCAGCUCAGAAUUAUACAUAUGUCAUGUAUUUAUCAACCAACACAUCUGAUUUGUUGAUCCACACAUCUGCCUCAAAUCCCUCUACCACCUAGAUUUGUGUCUCAUUCUUUUUAAGACUUAUCCAGUUCUUGUAGUUAGAUUCCAAGACUUGCUUCCACAAUCCAUUCCUCUCCGUAGCCAUCCUCCAUUUCUACUUUCUUAACAGAGCUUCAUUAAACAAUUUGAUAUCCUUGACUCCGAGGUCAUUGGUUUACAUAUUUGUUCCCAAUUGACCCAGGUUAUUCUCCUUCUUUCACUCUUCCAACCCCACAUAAACUCUCUCUGGAUACUUGUAAUCUUUAUGAUAAACGACACUGACAUUUUAAAGGACAAGUAAAAGGGGUAUGAAUACUUUAA